CAAAAUUUUCCCACAGAAAGGAUGGCCACCAAAAGAAAGCCUGAGAGCCAGGAGUCUUUCAGAGUCCCCAUAGAGGAAAGCGAUGAACUCAUCAUUACACCAUUGGGUGCUGGGCAAGAGGUGGGCCGAUCAUGUCACCUUCUGGAGUUUAAAGGAAAGAAAAUUAUGCUGGACUGUGGAAUACAUCCCGGACUGAAUGGAAUGGCGUCACUGCCCUUUCUGGAUCUGGUGGAUGUGGAGGAGAUAGAUUUGCUACUGAUGAGUCAUUUCCAUCUGGACCAUUGUGGUGCACUCCCAUUCUUCUUGGAGAAAACAGAAUUCAAAGGCAGAUGUUUUAUGACACAUGCUACUAAAGCUAUAUUUAGAUGGUUAUUGUCAGAUUAUGUAAAAGUCAGUAAUAUUGCCACAGAUGACAUGUUAUAUACAGAAAAAGAUAUAGAAAACAGUAUGGAUAAAAUAGAAACCAUCAAUUUUCACCAGGAAGUGGAAAUCAAUGGAAUCAAAUUUUGGUGCUACACUGCAGGACAUGUUUUAGGGGCAGCCAUGUUUAUGAUAGAGAUUGCUGGUGUAAAGAUAUUGUAUACUGGAGACUUUUCCCGACAAGAAGACAGACAUUUAAUGGCAGCAGAAAUCCCAAAUGUUCAUCCAGAUGUAGUCAUUAUUGAAUCCACAUAUGGUACUCAUAUUCACGAAAAGAGGGAAGACAGGGAGGCAAGAUUUACCGGACUAGUCCAUGAUAUUGUGAGCAGGGGAGGCAGGUGUCUCAUUCCUGUGUUUGCGUUAGGUCGAGCCCAGGAGUUGCUGCUCAUUCUAGAUGAGUACUGGAGUAACCACCCAGAGUUACAUGACAUUCCCAUCUACUAUGCUUCGUCUCUCGCCAAAAAGUGUAUGAGUGUUUACCAGACAUACAUCAACGCCAUGAACGAAAAAAUCCGCAGACAAAUCACAAUCAGCAACCCGUUUGUCUUUAAACACAUAUCUAAUCUCAAGAGCAUGGAACACUUUGAAGACAUUGGCCCCUCUGUAGUUCUGGCAAGUCCUGGUAUGAUGCAGAGUGGGCUGUCUCGUGAACUGUUUGAGAACUGGUGUACAGAUAAACGAAAUGGCUGUAUCAUCGCCGGCUACUGUGUGGAGGGUACACUGGCCAAGCACAUCCUCUCAGAGCCAGAUGAGAUUGUGACAAUGGCAGGACAAAAGUUACCAAUGAAAUGUUCAGUGGAUUACAUAUCCUUCUCCGCUCACACAGACUAUCAGCAGACCAGCGAGUUCCUACGGGCACUUAAACCCCCGCAUGUGGUACUUGUACAUGGAGAACAGAAUGAGAUGUCACGUUUGAAGGCAGCACUGAUCCGGGAGUACGAGGAUGACACAGAGUACCAGAUGCAGGUCCACAAUCCCCGUAACACUGUCGCUGUUACUCUUCACUUCAGAGGCGAGAAAAUGGCCAAGGUUGUUGGAAAGUUGGCUGCAGAAAAACCUCUUCAAGAGGAAAAGGUAACAGGGAUAUUGGUGAAACGGAACUUCAACUAUCAUAUCAUGCAUCCAAGUGAUUUAUCAAGCUAUACAGACUUAGCAAUGGCUACAGUAACACAGAGAUUGAGUAUUGCCUACACGGGCACAAUCAACCUGCUGCGAUAUUACCUCAAUCAGUUGUCGGGGGACGUGGAGCAGUAUAUGUCCAACGACAAACCUGCCCUUAAGAUUUUCAAGGCCGUCACUGUGCUUGUGGAACCGAAGAUGGCUGUCGUAGAGUGGGUUGCCAACCCAGUGACAGACAUGUAUGCUGAUGCUGUGGUUACCGUAGUACUCCGAGCUGAGACAGACCCAAUGCCACAUAAAUACGUACCACCAGCUGUGAAAGUGGACCGUGGCCAUAUCACAGAAUGUUUAAUUGAGAUGUUCACCGACAUGUUUGGAACAGAGAGUGUUGGAAAGUUCAUAAAGGGAGACAAAAUGACAAUCACCAUUGAUGACAACACUGCUGUAAUCAACAUAGAUACAUUGGAUGUUAAAUGUGAGGAUGAAACUCUACAACAAGUUGUACAGACCAGCGUUUCCAAGUUAAUGUUGGCCAUAUCUCCCGUCAAAUAGCCAUCACACUGACGGGUACAUACAUUAGGAACUAUGGAAACUCUGGAGUCUGGACUAGAGACUGUUUACAUGGGACCUCUGGAGUCUGGACUAUAGACUGUUUACGUGGAACCUCUGGAGUCUGGACUACAGACUGUUUAUGUGGGACCUCAGGAGUCUGGACUAGAGACUGUUCACGUCGAACCUCUGGAGUCUGGACUACAGACUGUCUACGUGGAACCUCAGGAGUCUGGACUAGAGACUGUUCACGUCGAACCU
Pecten maximus is the source of this 2349-nucleotide messenger RNA. RefSeq names its product cleavage and polyadenylation specificity factor subunit 3-like. Lineage: Eukaryota; Metazoa; Mollusca; Bivalvia; Pectinida; Pectinidae. The coding region runs from base 22 to 2091 and encodes 689 amino acids. Gene Ontology annotation, cellular component: mRNA cleavage and polyadenylation specificity factor complex. The transcript has 17 exons. Gene Ontology annotation, biological process: mRNA 3'-end processing by stem-loop binding and cleavage. Gene Ontology annotation, molecular function: 5'-3' exonuclease activity; RNA binding; RNA endonuclease activity. The record is from RefSeq and is a predicted model, not a curated record.